Euleptes europaea (tarantolino) is the source of this 1423-nucleotide messenger RNA. It is a transcript of the gene SMTNL1, whose product is annotated as smoothelin like 1. The transcript is spliced from 8 exons. The record is from RefSeq and is a predicted model, not a curated record. Gene Ontology annotation, molecular function: protein binding. The coding region runs from base 1 to 1284 and encodes 427 amino acids. Gene Ontology annotation, cellular component: filamentous actin; microtubule organizing center. Gene Ontology annotation, biological process: actin cytoskeleton organization. NCBI's taxonomy places the organism in Eukaryota, Metazoa, Chordata, Lepidosauria, Squamata, Sphaerodactylidae.
AUGGAAGUUGAGGGCACCAAUGAACAGGAGGAGGUCCACAACAGCAAUGGCCCAGGGCAAGCAGAAGACUCAGGAGAGGCUCAGACAGAGAAUAUGGGAGAGAGUGAGGCAGGGAAAGCACAAGCUAUUGGGAAUGAGGCCGAGGGAGAGGGUGAGGCUGGGAAAGCAGAGGCUGUUGGAAAUGGGGCUGAGGGAGAGCCAGGGGAAACGGAGCCUGCUGGGGAUGUAGCUAAGGGAGAGAGUGAGGCUGGGAAAGCUGAGGCUCCUGGGAGUGAUGCCAAGACAGAAAAUGAGCCAGUAGCAAAAGCUUUGGGGGAUGAAGAGGCACGGGGACCUGAAAUUACAGAGAAAGUAAAGGGAGAAAGGGAAACCAGCCAAGAAGGCCAGGCAGAGAUUGAAGAUAAGGUGGCUGUGGGUGUAUCUGGAACAGAGCCCAAGGAAGAAGCUUAUAGAAACCUAGAAGAACUGCAGAAGGAAGAAAAAGCUGGCACCUUGGAAAAUAAUUCCAGCAUCCCACACAGUGAGGGCCGAACAGGCAGCACUUCAGAUGAACCUCUCUCACCAGAGCCAGGGGAUGAAGAAGAGUACUGGCCAGAAGUCUCUGCAAGCUCUCCUGAUGAAGGUCCAGAAAGCCCCACAGGAUGCAAAAGCUUGGAGGAAGGUGGCACCAGUUCAGACACAACAGCUGCAGAAACUGCUAUGGGGCAAACUACUAGCACUGAAGCAGCCUCAAUGGGGGAUCAAGAGCAGCACCCUGCGGCUGAGGGGGCAGCAACUGCCAAGGAGAAAAAGAAGAGGCCUGCAUUUGACCGACGGGAACUAGCCAGGCCACGUAUGCCACCCAGAGCUCAGUCUCGCAAAGCCAUUGUGGAGAAGUUUGGAGGGGCAGCAAGUGGUCCUGCCCCCAAUAUCAGGAGGAUGGGAGGUGCAAACAGCGUGAAGAACAUGUUGUUGGAGUGGUGCAGGGCCAAGACUCGAGGCUAUGAGCACGUAGAUAUCCAAAACUUUUCUUCCAGUUGGAGCAGCGGCAUGGCCUUUUGUGCCCUCAUCCACAAAUUCUUCCCGGACUCUUUUGACUAUUCUGCUCUUGACCCAGCAAAGCGCAGAGAAAACUUUGCCCUGGCCUUCUCCACUGCCGAGAAGCUCGCAGACUGUGCCCAGCUUUUGGAUGUGGAGGAUAUGGUGCACAUGAGUGUCCCUGAUGCAAAAUGUAUCUACACCUAUAUCCAGGAGCUUUAUCGCAGCCUAGUACAGAAAGGCCUUGUGAAGACCAAGAAGCAGUGAAAAGGGAUGGUAGGCUUAUAUCUGAAGCCAAUUGGUAACUACGGAGGAAAGUUUGAGACAGAGAGAAGACAGCAUGGGAUAUGUCCUGGCUACAGCCCUGUCUCCAUUCUGUGAUUUCCUGCACGCCGAACUGGGUUGA